GCUGCCAGCUCGCGACGUGCCGGUCACGUGACCUGGCGCUGCUCCAGGCGGGCCGGUCAGGGCGCGCUGCGGCGUCGGCAGCGGCGGCAGCGGCAGUGGCUCGUCAGCUCCCGUGCCGCUCCGGUCCCGUCUUUCUCUGAAGGUCCCGCUCUCCAGACUUCCAAAAUGUCCGACGAGGAGGAGUACAGCUCGGAUGAUGAGGAGUCUGGGGCGCAGAGGGCCGCCGAGGCACGUAGGCGUUUACAGGCAGAGGAGAAGAAGAAGAGGGCCGAGGUCGACCGAAAGAAGGCUGAGGUCCGAAAGCGCCUCGAGGAGACCUCUCUCGCCAAGAAGGCCAAGAAGGGUUUCAUGACCCCAGAGAGGAAGAAGAAACUCAGGUUACUGCUGAGAAAGAAGGCCGCUGAGGAGCUGAAGAAGGAACAGGAGAGGAAAGCAGAGGAAAGGAGGAGGAUCAUCUCCCAGAGGUGUGGUCAGAAGAAAAACACAGACGGCGCCAAUGAAGCCGACCUCGUGCAGAUUUGCCAGGCGUACCAGCAGAAAAUCGAGGAGCUCGAGGCCUCCAAGUGGGACCUUGAGCAGGAGGUGGAAGUCAAGGACGCUCAGAUCAACGAGCUUAACAUCUCGGUGAAUGACCUCCGCGGAAAAUUCAUCAAGCCAACCCUCAAGAAGAUCUCCAAAUACGAGAACAAGUUCGCCAAGCUCCAGAAGAAGGCGGCUGAGUUCAACUUCCGGAACCAGCUCAAGCAGGUCAAGAAGAAGGAGUUCACCCUUGACGACGAGGACAAGGACUCUGGCAAGCCGGCGUGGGCACCAAAGCACGAUGAGAAGAAGCCGGCCUCUGAGAAGGGCGAGGAUGGCGAGGCGACCGACGACGCCCCUCCCGAAGACCCGGGUGAGGAGGCGCCCCCCGCCAGUGAGGAGGCGCCCGCGGCCAGUGAGGACGCGCCCCCGGAGGAGGUGACCGUCGAGUGACGCUGCCGCUGCCGCCCACCCCGCUGCUCCGCUGUCCGCCCGCCUGUCCGUCUGCCGCCGCGAGCGCCGCGCCUCUCGCUCGCACGGUGCCGGGCCGCCGCAGCCGGGCACCGCGGCUCCGGCGGCCCGGCCGGCCGGCGCCGGCGCGCGCGCGGCCACUCCAAUUGUCACACAUUUGUCGUCUGUGGGUACGUUUUCCAAGCGUGCGAGACGCUUGGCCACAGAGGUAGCGGCCGCUUCGCUUCGCUACGCUUCGUGAAUAGUGGCGGUGCUUUAUUUUGCCCGAAAGGCAAAGACAAUAAAAGGAAUCCUGUUUAUA
Amphibalanus amphitrite is the source of this 1291-nucleotide messenger RNA. Its product is annotated as troponin I-like. The coding region runs from base 166 to 972 and encodes 268 amino acids. The transcript has 12 exons. Lineage: Eukaryota; Metazoa; Arthropoda; Thecostraca; Balanomorpha; Balanidae. Gene Ontology annotation, cellular component: troponin complex. The record is from RefSeq and is a predicted model, not a curated record. Gene Ontology annotation, biological process: muscle contraction.